CUCACAACAUAGUACACACUCUUGUAGACUUAAAUUGCUGCUUGUAUUUGAGUUUUUGAAGUCAAUCAAGUCAUUCAGACAAAGUGGAGUACAACAACAUUGCUCAAAGAAAAAUAAGCUAAAAAGAUAAACAAUAUAACGUGCCAGCAAAUAAAAAUAAUAUUUAAUUAAAAAUGAGGGAAAAUACGCCUCCUGCAUCUCCUUAUCAUGAUGAGGAUGAAGAAUUAGUGUACGUUGGUGACGAUAUUGAUGAAGUCAUCGAGCAUCUCGAAGGAAUUCCAGACAAUGAAAUGGAAGAUAUUGAUGAAGAAGAAGACUUGGAAGAUGAUGGAAAUGUCACACCAGAACGAGAUGAUUCGAUAUUAACAUUUUCAAAGCACACAAGUGCAUUAUUUUGUGGUAAUUUCAGCACUGAUGGAUCACUUGCUGUAACCGGUGGAGAAGAUGACAAAGCAUAUGUUUGGGCAACAGAUACAGGAGAUGUAGUUUUUGAAGUUACAGAACAUAAAGACAGUGUAAUAGCAGCAGAAUUUUCAUACGAUGGAGCGUAUUUAGCAACAGGAGACAUGGCAGGUGAACUCAGAGUCUUCAAAAUAGAUAAGAAUUAUAAGAAAGUUUGGGAAUUUUCGAUGGGCGAUAUGAGUUGGAUGCAAUGGCAUCGAAAAUCUAAUGUCUUGCUAGCUGGAUCUGAAGUUGGUGAAAUUUACAUUUGGCGUAUUCCAUCUGGUGACUGUAAAGUGCUUCAAGGUGCUGGGGAUAAAUGUGAAGUUGCUAUUUUCACAAGUGAUGAUAAAAGAUUAGCUGCAGGAUAUGGCGAUGGAACAUUCAAACUUUGGGAUAUUAAGAAUCAACAAGUUCUUUUAAAUAUAGGUCCAGAUGAGCCAUCAAGCAGUGAUGAAAAUGAAGAAGUUCCACCACCAUCAAUUACAACAAUCGCUACAGACAAUGAGAAUCAAUUAAUAAUCACAGGCGGUGUUGAUGGAACAGCUAAACUGAUAGGAAGUAAUGGACUUAUUGGCAAUUUAUCAAUUCCACAGUCAAGCUCAUUAGAAUCGUUCCCAAUUGAACGAGUUCUCAUAGAUUGCCCAGGUUUAGAAUUCAAAGUUGCAGUCACAGCAAAUUUAGGAGGAAAAGUCAUCAUUUGGGAUGUUGCACGUCAAUCAAUAAGAAAUGAAUGCAAAGAUGAGGACGCAUCAGGAGUUACCACAAUGAUUUGGGGAAGAGAACAGACAAUAAUGGCAGGAACACUUGGCGGUGCUGUAAAAGCCUGGAAUGUGAGAAAUGGAGAAUUAAAAUUCAAGUUACUUGGACAUGCUAAUAAUAUCCAUGACAUUUGUUAUCAUGAAAAGAAGAAUUUAUUAUUGACAGUAUCAGAAGACAAGACAGCAAAGAUUUACACUCUCCCUUUGUAAAUAUUGAAAUAAUGAGUUACAUUAAUUGUGAAAAUGUAAAAUAAAAUUGAUAUUUUC
Chironomus riparius is the source of this 1469-nucleotide messenger RNA. NCBI's taxonomy places the organism in Eukaryota, Metazoa, Arthropoda, Insecta, Diptera, Chironomidae. The record is from the annotation of a GenBank genome assembly.